This is a messenger RNA of Capsicum annuum, 2816 nucleotides long. Its product is annotated as cyclic nucleotide-gated ion channel 1. Gene Ontology annotation, biological process: transmembrane transport; monoatomic ion transport. Gene Ontology annotation, molecular function: monoatomic ion channel activity. Gene Ontology annotation, cellular component: membrane. The transcript has 9 exons. The record is from RefSeq and is a predicted model, not a curated record. The coding region runs from base 216 to 2387 and encodes 723 amino acids. Lineage: Eukaryota; Viridiplantae; Streptophyta; Magnoliopsida; Solanales; Solanaceae.
UUAUGUCCAUUAGACUAUGUAAGUUUCUAUCUGCUCAAGUUAUUGUUUUUUAUAUACUUGUAUCCAUACGUUUUUUUUAAAGUUAGAUUUAGGUCCGUGGACCAUUUUUUAUUUAUUCAAGCAUAUGUACAGCAAAAGGCCGAAUGCCAAAAAAAUCCAAACGGAAAAUAAAGAGAGCUGAAAUUUCUGAGCAUCCAGUAUAACAGAAGCUCAAUAUGAUUAAUCUCAAGCAGGACAAAUAUGUAAGGUUUGAGGACCGGAAGUCAGAACAAUCAUCAUUUAGCAUUGACGGUCAAAAUUCUCAGGAUAAUAGGCAUUUUCAUGUCAGAAAACCGUCGUUUAGCUCGUUAAUGAGCAGCUUCAAAAGAAGGCUAGAGAGGGGUUCUGAAAGAAUUAGUAGCUUGAGAAAAUCAAUUCGAGUCUAUCCUAUAACUGAUAAGCCAACAAAAGAUCAAUCUGUCGCAUCAAAGAUGAAAGUUCUUGAUCCUCAGGGGAGAUUUCUUCAGCAAUGGAACAAAGUAUUUGUACUAGUUUGUGUAAUUGCGGUGUCAUUGGAUCCGUUGUUCUUCUAUAUUCCUGUCAUUGACAAUGAAAAUAAGUGUCUCGAUUUGGACAAGACGUUAAAGAUCACUGCUUGUGUUCUGCGUUCUAUCACUGAUCUUUUCUAUAUUAAUCACAUUAUCUUGCAAUUUCAUACUGGCUUCAUUGCUCCCACUUCUCGAGUUUUUGGAAGGGGUGAGUUGAUUGAAGAUUCUGCUGCUAUAGCCAAGCGAUAUUUGUUAUCUUAUUUCACUGUUGACGUUGUAGCAGUCCUUCCACUCCCACAGAUUGUGAUACUGCUUAUCACUCCCAACGUGAAAGGCCCAAUUGCUCUGGCAACAAAAGAAAUGUUGAAAAUUGUCAUAUUUGUUCAAUAUGUUCCAAGAAUUUUUAGAAUUUAUCCCUUGUACAAAGAAGUAACAAGGACUUCGGGCUUAUUUACGGAAAGUGCAUGGGGUGGAGCUGUUUUCAACCUUUCCCUCUACAUGCUAGCUAGUAACGUAGUUGGGGCCUUUUGGUAUUUGUUCUCAGUAGAACGCCAAGAUACAUGCUGGCGCAGUGCGUGUGACAAGAUUCCUGACUGUUCUUCAGACUACUUAUAUUGUGGAGCGAAAAUGAAUGGAAAUGCGUCCUUACUGAACUCCUCUUGCCCUUUCCUGCAACAAGAAGAUAUAAAGGAUGCAAAUGACUUUGAUUUUGGAAUCGCUCUUGAUGCUCUUCAGUUCCGGGUUGUGGAAAAAAGAAAAUUAUGGACCAAACUCUUCUAUUGCUUUUGGUGGGGGCUGAGAAACUUAAGUUCUCUUGGCCAAAACCUCAAGACAAGCACCUUUGUAGGAGAGAUUCUCUUCGCCAUCUUCAUCUCCAUUAUUGGGCUUAUCUUGUUUUCUUUGCUUAUUGGCAAUAUGCAGAAAUAUUUGCAGUCUAUCGCGGUUAGAGUAGAAGAGAUGAGAGUAAGAAGGCGGGAUGCAGAACAGUGGAUGUCUCAUCGCAUGCUUCCCGACAACCUGAGAGAGCGAAUUAGAAGACACGAACAGUACAAAUGGCAAGAAACCAGGGGAGUUGAGGAGGAUUUACUGAUUCAUAAUCUUCCUAGAGACUUGAGGAGAGAUUUAAAGCGCCAUCUCUGUUGGUCUUUGCUUAAAAGAGUUCCCAUAUUUGAGAAAAUGGACGAACAAUUACUGGACGGAUUGUGUGAUAGACUGAAGCCAGCACUCUUCACAGAGAAGAGCUUCAUAAUCCGAGAAGGCGAUCCAGUAGAAGAAAUGCUCUUUUUAAUGAGAGGUACACUGCUAACUAUGACCACAAAUGGUGGAAGGACCGGUUUUUUCAACUCUGUUCAUCUCAAUGCCGGUGGCUUCUGCGGAGAUGAGCUCCUUACAUGGGCUUUAGACCCUCAUCCUUCCUCCACUAGUCUUCCCAUUUCAACUAGAACAGUGCAGGCUGUAACUGAUAUUGAAGCUUUUGCCCUCACUGGUGAUGACCUCAAGUUUGUCGCCUCGCAGUUUAGACGUCUACAUAGCAAGCAGCUCAAGCAUACUUUCAAGUACUGCUCACAGCAGUGGAGGACGUGGGCUGCAGGCUUCAUACAAGUUGCAUGGCGUCGACACUGCAGGAACAAGCUUGAGAGAUCUUUAAGAGAGGAAGAAGAUAGACUGCAGGCUGAAUUAGCAAAAGAGAGCACAAAUGCACCAAGUCUUGGAGCUAUCAUUUAUGCAUCAAGGUUUGCUGCUAAUGCACUGCGUGCCUUGCGACAUAACCACACAGCUGAUGCCAAAUUGUCUCCCACGUUACCUCUGCUGCUUCAUAAACCAGCUGAACCAGAUUUUAGCGUGGAAAAUGAUUCAUGAGGGGAAGCCAAUUAGCCAGAAAUGUUGGCAAACGUUCGUAUAGGUGGAGUUACAUAUUCUUUAUAUUUUGCAAAACAACUCCUCGAGUAGUUAUAUGUUGUAUCUUGAUUCUUUAGGAUUGUAUAUAGCAGUUUUGUUUAUGUCUGUUUUUAUUGAGUUCUGACUAGUUUAGCAACUCAAACUUUUGAGUUUUGAGCCAGUUUUUAGGGGAGUAAGGAAAUAAACCAAAAGUUACAAUGAAAGAAUGAAGCACUUGGAGAUGGUCUAAGGUUGGUUGCCUGAAUUAACCAUGACAAUUGGCAAGUCAGGUUACCAACCCUUGUAUUCUGUUUUUGAUUAAUUCUUUUAAUUUUUUGUUGUCCCGAAAUACAUCGUUUUGUAUUGUUUUCUGUAUAACGUAUUUCUUGUUUGGUCUGUAUGUAACUAUUA